GGCCCGGCCGGACGCUGCUCCGGGCUGGAGCUGCAGCAGCAGCAGCGCUGGUCCCUCUGCUCCGGGCUGAGCCGUUCAGCCCGGGGAGCCCCUCGGCUGUCCCCGGUGAUGGCGGGGAGGGGGACAACCGCCGGGCUCGCUCAUGACUUCUCCUCCUUCCCAACCGGCGGCUGGCGCCUGCGGGACGCGGCGAUGGGAGAGGAUGCUGAGCACUCGCGGUCGCCCUAAGGCCGGCCGGGGAAUGCGGCGGGCGGCGGGGCAGCCCUCGGCGAUGUGCCGCUUGGCCAGCAGCGUGCUCCUGCUGAGCCGCUGCGCUCUGCAGCUCCCGGCGCUCUGGUGGUACCUGUUCCUCUGCGCCGAUGCCCAGGAGGUGGCCACGUUCACGGUGCAGUACCGGGUGUUCGAAGAGGUGCCGCCGGGGACCGUGAUAGGGGCGCUGGCCGAGCACUUUGAGGGGGGUGAGAGCGGCGAUGCAGCGGACACCUUCCAGCUGAUGGAGACCCCCGGGGGCUUCCCGCUGCUCGUGGGGAGCGGGGAUGGGGUGCUCAGCACGGCCGGGCGGGUGGACAGGGAGCUGCUGUGCCGGCACAGCGAUCCCUGCUGGGUCUCGUUCGACGUCCUGGCCGCCCGGAACCUGGCGCUGGUCCACGUGGAGGUUCAAGUGCUGGACAUCAACGACAACGCGCCGCGGUUCCCCACGCCCCAGCUGGAGCUGGAGAUGUCGGAGAGCGCAUCCCUGCGGACGCGGAUCCCGCUGGAUCGAGCUCUGGAUGCCGAUGCUGGCCCCAACGCCCGCUGCUCCUACACCCUGUCCCCCAGCGAGCACUUUGCCCUGGAGGUUGUCUCCAGCUCCGAUGGGACAAGGCACGCGGAGCUUGUUGUGGUCAAAGAGGUGGACCGGGAGCUGCACUCUUCCUUCGACCUCGUGCUGACAGCUGCUGAUCAUGGGGAGCCACCAAAAUCAGGUACCGCUUUAAUCAAAGUCAUUGUCCUUGACUCCAACGAUAACAGCCCCGUCUUUGCAGAGAGCUCUUUGACGGUGGAGGUUCGGGAGGAUGCUCUGCCCGGGACCCUCCUUGUGACAGUCACAGCCACCGACCCUGACCAGGGUCCCAAUGGGGAGAUCGAGUACAGCCUGAGCAAGCACGCACCCCCGGAGGUGCUCAGCGCCUUCAGCAUUGAUGCCCGCACUGGCAGCAUCAUCCUGAGGCACCCGCUGGACUAUGAGGAAACCCAGGCCUAUGAACUGGAUGUGCAAGCCCGGGACCUGGGUGCCAACCCCAUCCCAGCCCACUGCAAGGUCCUGGUCAAAGUGCUGGAUGUCAACGACAACGCUCCCGAUGUCCACGUCACCUGGGCUGCUCGGGUGCCCGUGCUCUCUGAAGCCCUCCCCAAGGACAGCUUCGUGGCUCUGGUGACAGCCAGUGACCCCGAUUCGGGGAGCAACGGGCAAGUGCAAUGCUCCCUCAGUCAGGGGUACGAGCACUUCAGGCUGAAGAGGACCAACAGCCACAGCUACGUGCUGAUGACCAACGCCACGCUGGACAGGGAGCUGCGUGCCGAGUACAACCUGACACUGGUGGUGCGAGACCAGGGUGAGCUCUCCUUGGCCGUGCUGAAGCACCUCACUAUCUGCAUCAGCGACGUCAACGACAACGCUCCCUCCUUCGACAAGGCCACCUAUGAGGCUGCUGUUGCUGAGAACAGUGAAGCACCCACCUUGCUGCUCACUGUCCGUGCCACCGACCCUGACCUCGGUUUCAAUGGGAAAAUCACCUACAGCAUCUCGGACUCCUCCGCCUCCAGUCUGGUCUCAGUUGACCCCACCACUGGGGAUGUUUUUGCCCUCCAGGCUUUUGAUUACGAGCAGAUGAGGGGCCUGGAGUUCCUGGUGACCGCAGAGGAUGGUGGUCACCCCAGGCUGGCAUCCAGCACCUCCAUCAGGCUGGCUGUGCUUGACAGGAAUGACAAUGCGCCCAUCAUCACCGCACCAGCGCUGGUGGGAGGCACAGCCACGCUCUCCGUGCUGGUGAGUGCGGACACAGGGUGCCUCUGGGUGGUGCCCGGGAAUGGGAGCACCCAAGGGACUGCAGCGGUGACCAAUGCAACGCUGGUGUCGUGUGCUGGCCCUCCCUUCCUCUUCACCAUCGUGGCCAAGGAUGUGGACUCGGGCACCAACGGGGCUCUCCGGUAUGAGCUGGUGGGGGGGGAAGACGUGGGGCUCUUCAUCCUGGACCCUCUCCUGGGGCAGCUCUUCCUCAACACCAGCAACGCCAGCAGCCUUGCGGGCAGCGAGCGGGAGCUGCUGGUGCGGGUGAGCGACGGGGGGGACGUUCCCCUGCACACCCUGGCCCGGCUCCGCUUGGUUUUCCGGAGUCACGGAGCCUUCUCCAAGAUCUCAGCGCAGGAUCCCGCGUGGUGGAGCCCGCCCGUGGUGGUGGUGACCUGCAUGGCCGCUCUCCUGGGGGGGUGCCUUCUCCUUCUGGCUUUGACCCUGUCUUUGCGUAAGAAGGAGAAGAAGGACGGCAUGGCCUACAACUGCAGGGAGGCGGAGGAUGCCCGCAGGCAGCAGCACCUCAAGAAGCCGCACAGGCAGAUCCAGAAGGCAGACAUCCACCUCGUCCCCCUGCUCCGGGGCCGGCCCCAGGAUGCUGAGCCCCCCCGGCCCUGCCAGGAGGAUCUGCCUGGCACAGGCUCCCCGGAGCAGGGGGCUCCCCUCCACCUCACCCCCACUCUGUACAGGACGCUGAGGAAUCAGAGGGCCCAAAAGGACCUGGAUGAGCAGCAGGAGGGCUUCGACCUGCCCAUCCUGCAGCGCCGGCCCUGCCAGCCCCACCGGCAGAAGAACGCGGUGAAAGAGGAGGCACCUCUGCACAGCAAGAGCUUGGUGAAGCCACUGCAGGGGCCUUUGGGGGAGCCCCCGUUGCCACCCAGCGAGCCCAUGGGUGCUGGAGCCCCUGGGCAGCCCCAGCCCCACCAGCACAUCCUCAGGAGCCUGGUCCGGUUGUCGCUGGUGGCACUGGCAGAGCAGAGCCCCAACGGGGAGUUCGCGAUGGAGUCACCCCCGGUGCAGCAAAUCUCCCAGCUGCUGUCUCUGCUGCACCAGGGCCAGUUCCAGCCCAAAACCAACCACCGCGGAAACAAGUACACGGCCAAGAGCGGCAGCAGGGCGGCGGGGCCGGACGCUGACUGCCUGAGCACCAAGGACAGCGGGCACGGAGAGAGCGAGGCCGAGGCCGAGGACCGCGACUCCGAGAGCGGCUUCGAGCUGUCGGUGCCGCAGCUGGUGGGAGAGGAGCUGGAGACGCUGCUGGAGCCGCAGGCGGAGCUGGCCCUCAAGAGGCUGACGGCUGCUGACCCAGCAUGGGUGGCUCGGCUCUCCUUGCCACUCACCAGCAGUUACAAGGACAACGUCUUCUCCCCAGACUCUCUGCAUUCACCUCAGGAUGAGGAAGCUGCAAGGCAGGAGAAACCAAGGACCUUUGAGACCUUUGGCAAAGGUGCUGGGGCUGACUCAAGUGCUGCUGGGACAAGGCUGGCCAGCACCUUCCUUUCAGAAAUGAGCACCCUCUUUGAAAUGAUUUUGUCCCAGAAGGUCCAAGUCCACAAUGAAACAGGCUCAGGGCUUCUGCGGCAGCUGUCGGCACGUGGGAAGAGCCUUGGACUGGAAGAUGAUGCUCCUGUUCUGUAGGCAGCUUGGUGGCUGUGAUAAGGAGAUAAAGAGUCAGACUUCUUUCUGCAUCUGAGGUGUACAUGUGGGCUUUGACCGUGUCACUGUAUUUCCUGUGUCUACAUUGAUCACAACAGGCAUAUUUCUUCCUUUGCUUCACCCCAUCGAAUUUCUCUACAACUGAUUUCACCUUGUUUAGUUCCCUUCUACCUGCCCAUUCUGGCAUUUCCCGCUUUCCUCCCCUUUCAUCCUCAUCUUACACCUUACUUAACAUCACACUUAAGUCACACAACAGCAAGAAGGCCCUUUCCUCCCAGGGCAGGCUGACUGAGGGGAUGGGCUUGUUAGUUUAACCACAAGCACAACCCAGUCAGCUACAUCCAUGUGAUCACAGACUGUGCACCAUGGACGAUCAAAUAUUGCAGUCCUGGUCUCUGCAGCACACUGCAGAGCUGGGCUCCAGGAUCUCAGUUCUUAUUUAAAUAAAAUUGUUGGUUUUUAAACACUA
Molecule: messenger RNA, 4178 nt
Organism: Neopsephotus bourkii (Bourke's parrot)
Lineage: Eukaryota; Metazoa; Chordata; Aves; Psittaciformes; Psittacidae
Gene: PCDH12
Product: protocadherin 12
Exons: 4
Coding region: 143-3691 (1182 amino acids)
Biological process (GO): homophilic cell-cell adhesion
Cellular component (GO): plasma membrane
Molecular function (GO): calcium ion binding
Source: RefSeq, a predicted model, not a curated record